CAGCUGUUAUGUGAGUAUGACAUUCAUAGAUACUCGCUAUAACGUUGAUAAAUAUUUUAUUGUCGUAGGACCACGUGCAUAUAUGCUAUUAAACAAUUUUCUCGUGGAAAUUAGUAAACAUGAACGAAAAUCAGAAAGUGCAAUAUUUAAUUGUUGAUACUAGCGGAUUUAUAAAAAAUGCAGCCUUACAGGAUAUCGGAGUUAAUAUAAUAACAGAACAAGAUGUGAUAAAUGAAGUGACAAAUAAAAGGCAGUUAAGAAGAUUAGCUGUUUUGCCAUAUGAUUUAAUAGUACAAACUGCACAUGCUGAGAACAUAAAAUUUGUCACAGAAUUCGCUAAGAGAACUGGUGAUUACACAAGUUUAUCAGCAACUGAUAUAAAAGUAAUUGCAUUAACAUAUCAAUUGGAAAAGGAAAAAUUAGGAACAGAUCACUUAAAAACUGUUCCACCAGUAUCAAAAACAGUAGAUUAUCAUGCACAGGAAGCUACUGAUCUUCAUACUCCUUUAGCUGGUUUUUAUAUGCCAGAGAAACAAAAGAAAGAAGAUUUAUCUUCUAAAUUUUCAAAGUUAACCUGUGAACUAUCAGAACACGAAGUUAAUACUAUUCUUCCUCGAUGUUUUGGGCCAUCUGAUGAUGAGCAAGGCAGUACUAAAUAUGAUGAAUAUGAAAAUGACGAAGAUGGACAUGAGGAUGAAAAUGAAAAUAAAAAUGAAGAUGUAGAUAAAGAUGAACAUGAAGAUGAACAUGAAGAUGAACAUGAAGAUGAACAUGAAGAUGGACAUGAAGAUGAAGAUAAAGAUGAAGAUGAAAAUGAAGAUGAAGAUGAAGAUGAUGAUGAUGAUAGUGGAUGGAUUACACCUAAAAACAUAUCUAUUGUGAAAAAGGAAAUUGAUUCAGAACUUUUAGAAGAGAAACCUGCAACUGUUGCAUGUUUAACAAUGGAUUUUGCUAUGCAAAAUGUUCUAAAACAGAUUGGAUUGAACGUGGUUGCAUUGGAUGGAAGAGUAAUUAAACAAAUGAAAACUUUCAUCUUCAGAUGUUACGCAUGUUAUAAGACUACCAGCAUCAUGACGAAAGUUUUUUGUCCUAGUUGUGGUAAUAAAACAUUAAAGAAGGUUGCAAUUACUUUAGAUGGAGAAGGAAAUCAACAAAUUCAUAUUAAUUUCCGAAAACCAAUAUCGAAGAAAGGCAAAAGAUUUUCUUUGCCAAUGCCAAAAGGUGGAAAACAUGCAAACAAUCCUAUUCUUUGUGAAGAUCAGCCACUACCUGACCAAAGACAAACAAGAUUAGCUCGCACUAAAAAUGAUCCUUUACAAGAUGAUUAUAUAGCGGGCUACUCUCCAUUUAUUAUGCGUGACGUAUAUUCUAAAUCAGCAAUGCUAGGUAUAAGGUCAGGAGGAUCUUUUAAAUAUUGGAUGAAGAAAAAUCCAAACGAAACUAGAAGAAGACGAAAAUAAUGAUUUUAAUUAACUAAUUUAUAUCUUCAUGUAUUAUUCAUUGUAAGAAUAUAAGACUUUUAAAUAUGUAAAUUAAAUAUUAUAUUAUAUGUAGGUA
Messenger RNA from Nomia melanderi (Alkali bee), 1557 nucleotides. Its product is annotated as RNA-binding protein NOB1. The record is from RefSeq and is a predicted model, not a curated record. Gene Ontology annotation, cellular component: preribosome, small subunit precursor. NCBI's taxonomy places the organism in Eukaryota, Metazoa, Arthropoda, Insecta, Hymenoptera, Halictidae. Gene Ontology annotation, biological process: ribosomal small subunit biogenesis; maturation of SSU-rRNA. Gene Ontology annotation, molecular function: RNA endonuclease activity.